CGCACCCAGGUCAUCGUUUGUAGCUCACACGCACAUCUCGAGCUCCGUCGCUUCUUCAAACUUAAUGAAGACCCGACUCAAGUGCGUCCACAAGACUGCUGAAACAGGUCUUUUGUUGAUAACGUUCGCUUGACAACGGUUGGGGUUUCCAGGACACUAAGCUAACAUUUAAUUAUAUUGUGUCUUUCAUUAUGAUUUUGACGCAGAAACAUGGAUUUUAUCGCAGGGUGGCAUCUAACGAGAGGGUUUGACGUCGGUGUUUUGCUUUCCAUCGCAUGGGAGAGCUGUAAGCAACCGAGGAAGGAGAUCGCAGGUGGUCUUUGAACGGAUAUCUGUCAAAAAAGAGAGACAGUUUUGCUCGAGCCUACGGUAGAAUUAAUUAGGACACCGGGAGACAGAUUUACAGAACAGUGUUUGGCAGAAACAGUUCAACGGAGUGUUAAAGAUGGAAACGGUAAUUGAAAGAGAAUGCAGUGCGUUGGGAGGACUUUUCCAAACAGUGAUUGCAGACAUGAAGAGCAGCUACCCUGUCUGGGAUGACUUCAUCAGCAAGGCUGGAAAACUCCAAUCACAGCUGAGGACAACGGUUGUCGCGGUAGCAUCCUUCCUGGACGCCUUUCAGAAAGUGGCCGAUCUGGCGACAAGCAGCCGAGGUGGGACCAGGGAUAUAGGCUCCGCCCUCACCAGGAUGUGCAUGAGACACCGCAGCAUCGAGGCCAAGCUCCGACAGUUCUCCCUGGUGUUCCUGGACUGUCUGAUCAACCCUCUCCUGGAACAGAUGGAGGAGUGGAAGAGAGUGGCCAACAUUCUGGACAAGGAACACGCCAAAGAGUAUAAGAAGGCCCGUCAGGAGAUCAAGAAGAAGUCUUCGGACACGCUGAAGCUGCAGAAGAAAGCAAAGAAAGCCGACGACCUCGGCCGCGGGGACGUCCAGCCCCAGCUGGACAGCGCCAGGCAGGAUGUGAGUGAUAAGUGUCUGCUGCUGGAGGAGACAGAGAAGCAGGCGCUGAGGAAGGCUCUGGUGGAGGAGAGGAGCCGAUUCUGCUCCUUCGUCUCCAUGCUGAAGCCGGUGGUGGAGGAGGAGAUGUCCAUGCUGGGGGAGAUCACCCACCUCCAGACCCUGAAUGAUGACUUGAAGUCCCUGACCAUGGACCCCCACAAGCUGCCCCCGGCUAGCGAGCAGGUGAUCGUGGACCUGAAGGGUUCCGACUGCGUCUGGGCCUACCAGACUCCACCCUCCUCCCCCAGCACCACCGUAUCCAGGAAGUCAAGCAUGUGCAGCAGUCUGAACAGUGUGAACAGCAGUGACUCUCGCUCCAGUGGCUCCCACUGCCACUCCCCCACCUCGCACUUCCGGUACCGGAGCUCCGCCCUCCCCCAGCAGGGAACCGCCCGCCUCUCCAGCGUCUCCUCCCACGACUCUGGAUUCAUCUCCCAGGACGCCUACCAGUCCAAGUCCCCCUCGCCCAUGCCCCCUCCAGACACUCAGACCUGUCUAUCUCCAGCUGUCUCUCAAACUGUCAGCCAGGAAAAUUCUUCCUCUUCCUCCUCAUCGUCACCUGACCUUAAGGAGCCUUGCUCCAGCACAGGGCCAGAAAAGUUGUCAAACGGCUUCGACCAUCAAGUGCUCACCGGCGCCCUCUGUUCACCUGGAGGGGCAUUACAGGAGAGCCACCUCCACCUCCCCCUCCACCUCCCUCCAUUCUCCCACUCCUCCUCCCCCCUCGCCUCCCCCACCUCUCCCAUGUGGGCGGGGCCCAGAUCAGGCUCCUCCCCUCCCUAUUGCAUCCUGGGACCUGGCAUGGUCCCAUCCUCCAAGGUCCCUACUUGGAAGGACUGGGCCAAGCCUGGGCCCUAUGACCAGCCCAUGGUGAACACACUGAGGCGCCCCAGGGACAGGAAGGACACUACAGAUCCCAGCAUGCCCCUGGGCACCGAGGCCACCACCCCGCGGGAGGAGCCUCAGAGGGCCAGGAGCACCAUUCACAACUCUUCACCGAAGGAGGACGUGGAGGUGCAUGAGGAGCUGGCCAGGGCUCUGUCCAGAGGGCUGCAUCUGGACAUCCAGCCCUGCAGCAGAGACUCUCUCCAGGGCUCCAGUGGCUACAGCACCCAGACCAACACGCCCUGCUGUUCUGAGGACGCCAUUCCUUCCCAGGUCUCAGACUACGACUACUUCACAGUGGGCGGAGAUCAGGAGGUGGAUGACAGGUCCUGUACCAUCCCCCGCACCAGCGAGAUCAGCCAGUCCUACCGCCGGGCCUUUCAGACCAAGCGCCCCGCCUCCACCACCGGCAUUCCCUCCCCCGGCCCUGCCAUCAUCACCCCCGGCGUGGCCACCAUUCGAAGGACCCCCUCCUCCAAGCCCAACCUGCGCAGGCCCUCCGGGGGCCUGGGGCCCAUCCCAAUCCGACCCCCCAUGAUCCCCGUCAAGACCCCCACCGUCCCUGACCACCCUGGGGGGGGCUUCUUCCCCGGGGGGGCCCUGCAGGAGAGCAGCGAGGGGGGCCCGCCGAGUCUGCGCAGCCCGCUGUCGCCUGGCAACAACAACAACAACAGCAGCACUGGGCCCCGGGCCCCCCGAAGCCUCUGGGAUGCCCCGCGUCACACCUCCUCUGACCCCCCCACCCCGCCCCCCCAGCCCGGUGGGCGGGGCCCGGAAUGGCAGGCCCUCCCAGAGGUGCUGGAGGAGGGGGAGCUGGGAGGGGAGGCAGGGGAGGCUGGGGGGGAGGGGGAGGACAUGCUGGUGGCCAUACGACGGGGGGUGAGGCUGAAGAAGACCACCACCAACGACCGCUCCGCGCCCAGGAUAGUGUGAAGAGGCCUGGGGAUGCUUGGUCUGGCCUAGUCUGGUCCAGUCCGGCCUGGUCUGGCCUUGCUUUGCAUUUAUUUUCAAAUGAAUGGAAAAGAUCAAAUGUUUAUUUGUAUGUACAUAUUUAUAUUUUGAAGUGUUUGUAUGUUUAAUCAGUGGUCCUCUUGACCCUCUUCUUAACCUUUCCCAGCCUUCCUGAAUCCCUAUAAAAGGUGCCAACGAGAGCUAGAAUAACCCACGGGCUUUAUUGUCUUUAACAGAGCGAAUCUUCUCUGUGUGUCCUCAGACUGUGUUUCACAGAGAAAACACUCAAGUUGUCAGAGCGUCAAAGGAGAGCAAGUCAACUCUUUAGUGGUGUUUCAAUAACACUUUAUUCUAAGUUGAAGAUGAUUCAGAUGUAUUGGAAAAAAAAAACAGAUACUUGCAUGUCCAACAGGAAACUCCUCGCAUCGACUACACUGAAUCCUCAGUAUCUGUGACUGACUAGGUCACACAAGGAUGGAAAACACUGAAACCUAUGUCACUGACUGACGGACAAACUGAAAUCAGCGCAGUUUCUGACAACGUUCAACUUUAAGAAUGUCCUCCCAGAAUUCAGCCCGGCAGUUUUCCGCUGAGGUGACACCACAGUGUUUCCCUCAGACCCUGAUACGACGUCCGGUAGACUCAGCUACUCAGAAUGUAAUCAGUCGCAGGUGUAGUGGCUAAGCAUUUACAAACCUGCAGUAUUAGUAAAUGUUAAGUUACAAGUCUUUUACAGUUACAAAGCUUAAUAUGCGGUAGUGUAGCAGAGCCGGUUGGGAACCACUCGCUCUGGAUGAGUUUGCCCUCAGUUGUUCUCCUCUUGGUCUAAUGGUAGACGUUUUAGAGAGGAGACCCGGGUUUGAUCCCCGUUCUCCCGUGUACGUCCCAGUGAACCAAUAUCCCACAUAGCCACCAUCUUGUAACAUCUUGUCCUUGGCCUCAUGUUGACCUUUAGUUGAGUCCUUCUCAUCUGCUCUCAUCCCAGUGUGUGCUGUGGUAGACGCGCCCUCCAUCGACACAUAGAAACGUAGAAUACAGCAUGUGGUUUUUGUAAGUGUUUUUCGACAUAUUCCUGCUGGUCUUGGAGAGCGGUUGGACGUUGUGUAUGACGACUGAAGCCUCUGGUUGCCCUCCUUCCGAUAUAAACCAAGACGGGGAAACGUUGAACAUGUAGCCGAUGCAACUCCAUGCACAUGACGCUGUGAGUCCUGAGAGAAGAGGGCAUCUCUCUGGUGCUGUAAGAAGUCCGACGCCGUCCCUUUACCCAUCUGUAAUAUAACACUGCUCGUGGAUUCCUCUCCAAGCACAGCUGCUGAUGUGUAUCACAAGUUGCCAAAAUCUUCUAUGCGCUUAACGGUUAGCAGUCGUUUCAGUUGGUGUUUUGAAUGUCGUUGUCGAAGAAGACUCGAGGCGUCGCCUUUUCUCUCUUCGGCGAUGAUUUUAUCUUCAUGUCGGUGAGGAUUGGUGAAAGUAGUAUUCAGGAAUGUUAACUUGUAACUAAACUCAAUUUUUCUUUUUAUUUGUGAAACCCCUGUGCUUAAUACUCACGCACGGCUAAACCCAUGAUUCCUGGGUCUUCAUUUCCGACAAAUAGUUGCAGAUGUGUUAUAAUAAAGUGAAUUAUACAAUUACAAAAUGUGGUAGGCUAAAUGCCCGCACUUUAAAAACGUUUAAAGAAAUUAUUGAUGUAUGACUGCUUUUUCACAGUAUCACAAGGAGGGAUUGUGUUCCUGUAUCAGUUGAAGUGUUAGAGAAAGUCCCAAAAUGAAAGUUUGAGAAAAAAACACCCACAAAUUUUCACCAGAAAGCAAUUGAAAGGGAGAAGGGGCGGAAUAAGGCUGAAAUUGGUGAGUUUAGUUGCACUUUAGAUGUACUGCCCGUUGGUAAUUGAAGCUAUUGUUGACAAUUAGGACACUGUGAGCUGAUGUUGCGAUUGGACGGAUCUUAACCAUGUGAACUCUGUCUGUACCCUGGCACUUGAUAGUCUACUGUCCAGUUCCUGAAUCAUGUGUCCUUUUUUCUAUGUAACUGUUAUUUCAGGUAACAAUAAAACGUAGCAGGAAGUGUGUCUGUUGAACCAAAA
Molecule: messenger RNA, 4919 nt
Organism: Hypomesus transpacificus
Lineage: Eukaryota; Metazoa; Chordata; Actinopteri; Osmeriformes; Osmeridae
Product: protein MTSS 1-like
Exons: 16
Coding region: 446-2818 (790 amino acids)
Biological process (GO): positive regulation of actin filament bundle assembly; plasma membrane organization; adherens junction maintenance
Cellular component (GO): cytoplasmic side of plasma membrane; actin cytoskeleton
Molecular function (GO): actin binding; phospholipid binding
Source: RefSeq, a predicted model, not a curated record